Messenger RNA from Closterium sp. Naga37s-1, 1023 nucleotides. The record is from the annotation of a GenBank genome assembly. Lineage: Eukaryota; Viridiplantae; Streptophyta; Zygnematophyceae; Desmidiales; Closteriaceae.
AUGGGCGGCGCGUUGGCCAAGCCAAAGGAGCGAGACGCAAAGGGGAAGGUUGUUCUUAUAACGGGGUGCUCCAAUGGAGGAAUUGGCUACGCUAUCGCCGAGGAGUUUCAGCGCCGCGGCGCGAACGUGUUCGCCACGUCACGCCGAGUCGACACGAUGAAGGGGCUGAAGGAGAAAGGGGUGAACACGCUUGCGCUCGACGUCACAUCUGAGCCGUCCAUCCAGGUGAUCCGAUGGCUGCCCUCCAUCCACUACUCCUCUUUCCCUCCACUACGGGCAGUAGUGAAGGAGGUGGCAAGCUCAGCAGGGCGGGAGGACGUCCUUGCUGGUGAACAACAGGGGGCAGUAGUGAAGGAGGAGGCAAGCUCAGCAGGGCGGGAGCACGUGCUUGCUGGUGAACAACGCCAAGUUUGGUGGGCUGUUGGGAUUGCCAUACUGUGCCUCCUUCGCCCCCACCCACGUCUCCUCUCCUCUCCACCACUACAGGCAGUAGUGAAGGAUGUGGCAACCUCAGCAGGGCGGGUGGACGUGCUGGUGAACAACGCCAGGGAGGCAGUCAAGGAGAUCAUGCGUGCAGGGCGGGUGGACGUGUUGGUCAACAACUCAACGGGGGGCAGCAGUCAAGCAGAUCACCAGCCAAACGGGGCGGGUGGACGUGUUGGUCAACAACUCAACGGGGGGUGUGGGCUGCUGAGUUUGCCGUACUGUGCCUGCGCCGCCUCCCCUCCCCUCCCAUACAGGCAGCAGUCAAGCAGAUCACCAGCCAAACGGGGCGGGUGGACGUGUUGGUCAACAACUCAACGGGGGGUGUGGGCUGCUGAGUUUGCCGUACUGUGCCUGCGCCGCCUCCCCUCCCCUCCCAUACAGGCAGCAGUCAAGCAGAUCACCAGCCAAACGGGGCGGGUGGACGUGCUGGUCAACAACGCCGGGUGUGGGCUGCCGGGGCCACUGGCAGAACUACCCAUGGCGAGGAUCAAAGAGGUGCGAUGCGGUACCCGUGGGUGGGGUGAGAUGCGGAGGUGA